Molecule: messenger RNA, 1521 nt
Organism: Suhomyces tanzawaensis NRRL Y-17324
Lineage: Eukaryota; Fungi; Ascomycota; Pichiomycetes; Serinales; Debaryomycetaceae
Gene: SMP3
Product: glycosylphosphatidylinositol-alpha 1,2 mannosyltransferase
Exons: 2
Coding region: 1-1521 (506 amino acids)
Biological process (GO): GPI anchor biosynthetic process
Cellular component (GO): endoplasmic reticulum membrane
Molecular function (GO): alpha-1,2-mannosyltransferase activity
Source: RefSeq, a predicted model, not a curated record
AUGGCUCUUUCCGUCAACUGGAGGCUCGUCUACUUCCUCUCGAUCGGGCUCCGCUUCGUGUUCGCCCUCUCCAACUCCUACAUCCACCCAGAUGAACACUUCCAGUCGCUCGAGGUGCUUUCUGGCCGCAUUUUGGGGUACUCCUCGGCUGUCCCCUGGGAGUUUGGGCAAUCUGCUGCGCGCAGUUUGGCCCCGUUGUACCUCCUAUAUGGUCCUGUGCUCUACUUUGUCAAAUUCACGGGAAUCGACUUGUCUCCCAUGCAGAUUUGGUACGUGCUUCGUCUCCAGAAUAUGAUCAUUGGCUGGAUCAUCACCGACAAAGUGCUCUACGCAGUGUUGCCUACCAAGCCGGAACGCAUCAAGGCAGUCUUCUUCACGCUGACGUCCUACGUGACGUUGGUGUACCAGUCGCAUCUCUUCUCUAACAGUAUCGAGACGUGGGCACUUUUGGUCAGUGUAAUGAUCAUUGACAAUUUGCGCUACAUCUCGGAACUGGACGACGUCCAGCUCCAGCAGGUCGACCAGUCACAGCCGUUGUUCUGGUUGGGUGUGGUGGUAUCGUUGGGUACUUUCAACAGAGUGACUUUCCCAGCGUUUUUGGUGAUUCCAGCCUGGUUUGUGUUGCAGUACCUCUGGGCCCACAAAAAAGCCGUGUUGUACGUUGGCCUGGGCUUUGUGUUGCUGACAGCAGGGUGUAUUCUCUUCGAUACUGUGGCCUUUGGUAAUGAUCCCUGGAGCUACGACUUUGUCGUUGCUCCAUGGAAUAAUCUUGUCUACAACUCCAAUUAUUCCAACUUGGCCCACCACGGCAUCCACCCGCUCUACAACCAUCUCCUAGUGAACCUCCCUCAGAUCGUGGGUCCUGGGCUCUUGUUUGUGGCCUGGAGGCUCAGAAACAAGUACUGGAAGACAUUACCAUUUUUGUCAGGAGCCAGUGGCCUAGUGAUUCUUUCGUUGGUUCCCCACCAGGAAUUGCGAUUCUUGGUGCCUAUUCUCCCACUCGUGUGCUGCUGCUCAACCCCCAGGUCAUCCCUCGUGUCAGGCUUGAUCUACCUCUGGUACGCUUUCAAUACCGUAAUGGCAGUGAUCAUGGGUGUCUAUCACCAGGGAGGUGUUGUUCCUGUUUUGGAUCACUUCCACACUCAGUACAAGUCUGGCCUCCAAAACACCAUUCAGGUAUGGUGGAGAACUUACACUCCUCCAACAUGGAUCUUGGGUGACGACAGAUCGUCCUUACAAAUCGUUUCCGGGUUGAACUACACCAUGGAUGUUUCCAAGUCGAAUUAUGUAUUUGAUACUAUGGGGUCGCCCGUGGAAGAGGUAAAGAAGUUGUUGGGCCAGUUAUCAACGUCUGGGAAAAAGGUUUAUCUCAUUACACCUGUUGCUUCAUUCAAUCUCAACUUCAACCAGCAGUCGUACAACCAAACCUAUUCUUACGACACCCAUUUGGAUAUGGACCAUUUGGACUUCUCAGACUGGCAAUCGUUGACUCCCGGACUAGGAGUUUACGAGCUCCUUUGA